GCCUUCAUCCGUUUGGCCGUUUCUCAGUUGCAUCUUCUUCACUUCAAAAGUAUACGCUCUUAGUUGCUACUAGAAAAGGUGCAUAAAUUAAAGAAAAAAUAAUGUCCAAGAUUGGAAGCUCUCUAUUGGUGCCUUCUGUUCAGGAGCUAGCAAAGCAAUCCAUCACCCAAGUUCCUGAUCGAUAUCUUGUUCCAAAACAAGGCACUCUUAUAAUACCUAAGACAUCUUCUUUUCUACAAGUCCCUGUCAUCGACUUAAACAAGCUGCUAUCUGAAGAUGCAUUUGAGCUUCACAAGUUGGACCACGCAUGCAAAGAAUGGGGAUUUUUCCAGUUGAUUAAUCAUGGAGUCGACCCUUCGUUGAUUGAAAGUGUGAAGUUAGGCUUUCAAGACUUCUUCAAUCUUCCAAUAGAAGAGAAAAAGAAAUUAUGGCAAAAACCUGGCGACAUAGAAGGGUUUGGUCAAUUGUUUGUGGUGUCUGAGAAACAAAAAUUAGAAUGGGCAGAUCUUUUCAUCAUUAACACACUUCCAUCGUAUGCAAGGGAUCUCAACUUGUUUCUCAAUAUUCCUCAACCAUUCAGAGACAAUCUUGAUAGUUAUUCCUUGCAACUCAGAAAACUUUUCAUGGCAAUCAUUGGGCAUAUGGAAAUGGCUCUCAAAACUAAACCAAAUGAACUGUUAAAACUAUUUGAAGAUGUAAGUCAAUCAAUGAGAUUGAAUUAUUAUCCUCCAUGUCCUCAACCAGAAAAUGUAAUUGGACUGAAGCCUCAUUCUGAUGCUGGUUCCCUUACCAUCCUUCUCCAAGCAAAUGAAGUAGAUGGCCUUCAAAUAAGAAAAGAUGGAAUGUGGAUGCCUAUUACACUGGUCUCUAAUGCAUUCAUCAUUAAUGUUGGAGACAUAUUGGAGAUACUGACCAAUGAAAUUUAUCGGAGCAUCAAACACCGUGUAACAAUUAACUCAAAGAAAGAAAGAAUUUCCAUUGCUGCAUUUCACAAACCUCAAAUGAACAAAGUUAUAAGCCCAAUAGAAAGUUUGGUUACCUCCGAAAGACCUGCAUUGUUUAGGGGAAUCAGCGUAGCAGAUUACUACAAAAAAUACUUCUCACGCCAGCUCCAAGAAAAAUCAGUACUCAAUGAUGUCAGGAUCAAAAGUAAUAAUUGUGUUCACAAGAUUUUAUAGGAUAGAAUAAGAACAAAAUAAUUAAUAAUCAUCAUGUUCAUCAAUAACCAGCAGUAAGUAUAGGCUCAUUUGUUCAAG
Arachis duranensis is the source of this 1256-nucleotide messenger RNA. Its product is annotated as protein SRG1-like. NCBI's taxonomy places the organism in Eukaryota, Viridiplantae, Streptophyta, Magnoliopsida, Fabales, Fabaceae. Bases 102 to 1178 code for a protein of 358 amino acids. The transcript has 5 exons. The record is from RefSeq and is a predicted model, not a curated record.